UAAAUAUCACUCUAUAAAUAGAGUUCUAAGCCUUGUUUAUUUUACCACAGCCACUCAUUUCUUCUUCCACAAGUAACAUUUUAUUCUUCUUCCUUUGUUAUUCUCUAACUACAUUGCCAUGGCCGAUGAAGUGAUUCUUCUAGAUUUCUGGCCAAGUCCGUUCGGAAUCAGGCUCAGAAUAGCCCUUGCUGAAAAGGGUAUUAAGUAUGAGUACAAAGAUGAAGACUUGAAGAACAAAAGCCCUUUGUUAUUACAAAUGAACCCUAUUCAUAAGAAAAUUCCUGUACUCAUUCACAAUGGCAAACCCAUUUGUGAAUCUCUUAUUAUUCUUCAGUAUAUUGACGAGGUUUGGAAUGAUAAAUCUCCUUUGUUGCCUUCUGAUCCUUAUCAGAAAUCACAGGCUAGAUUUUGGGCUGAUUUUGGUGACAAGAAGAUCUAUGAAACUGGAAAGAACCUUUGGACUAAAAAAGGAGAAGAGCUAGAAGCUGCAAAGAAGGAAUUCAUAGAAGUCCUCAAAUUGUUGGAGCAAGAGUUGGGAGACAAGAGUUAUUUUGGUGGAGACAAACUUGGUUUUGUGGAUGUUGCACUUAUUCCAUUCUACGCUUGGUUUAAAGGCUAUGAGACCUUUGGUAACAUCAAUAUAGAGAAGGAGUGUCCCAAGUUCAUUGGUUGGGCUAAGAGAUGUAUCAAGAUUGAGAGUUUUUCAAAGUCUAUUCCUGAUCAGGAUAAGGUCUAUCAGUUCAUUGUGGAGAUGAGGAAGAUGAUGGGCAUUGAGUAGGUUGGGUAUUAUGUUUUAAUAAAUGGUGAGUUUGGCAAAAUCAUGAUGCUGUUUUGUUUUUGUUCAAGUUUCAAAUGCAGCUUCUCCCAAAAUUGCAGUGGCUUAUUCUCGUUCUUACCCCGAAUCAGGACCCGCACUAAAUUAUUUCAGUUAUUUUAUCCUUUAUGAUAGCACAGUUAUGUAAUAAAAAGGCACUUUGAUGUGUCAAGCUCUAUGCUUUUAGUAGGAAAGGUUUGGAAUUUUUUUGAAGUUGUGAUUGAUCUUUGAUCUGUUUGUUCUUUUAAUGGAA
Messenger RNA from Lathyrus oleraceus (garden pea), 1067 nucleotides. RefSeq names its product probable glutathione S-transferase. NCBI's taxonomy places the organism in Eukaryota, Viridiplantae, Streptophyta, Magnoliopsida, Fabales, Fabaceae. Gene Ontology annotation, biological process: glutathione metabolic process. Gene Ontology annotation, molecular function: glutathione transferase activity. Bases 119 to 778 code for a protein of 219 amino acids. The transcript has 2 exons. Gene Ontology annotation, cellular component: cytoplasm. The record is from RefSeq and is a predicted model, not a curated record.